AUGUCAAUGUUCAGAGGUAUUACCAAAAUAUUAAAUAAUUACAGGCUUUUUAAUAAAAAUACUUCAGCAAAUAUUAAAGUAAAUAUCUUCAGGUUUAAUAAGACUUUUACCCAUUCUAUUCGAGUUAAAAAUUCCAAAAGUAAGGAACCCGGAGAGGUCAUAAAAUGGGUACUCUUGGUAAUGCCGGUAACAUCCUUUGGUUUGGGUUGUUGGCAAGUUUAUCGUCUGCAGUGGAAACUUGAGCUUAUAGAUAUGUUACAUGCAAAAUCUAACUCUGAACCUAUUGAAAUGCCUCAUGAUUUUAAAGAACUAGAAAAAUUGGAAUACAGACCAGUUAAAGUAAAAGGAGAGUUCCUACAUUCCAAGGAAACUCUAAUGGGACCACGUGCCCUUAUUGAAAAUGACGCUGGUUUAUCCAGAACAGGGUCACUCAUGUCAGACCCAAAAAAAAAUCAAGGAUGGCUUGUUGUUACUCCUUUCAAAUUAUCUGAUACUGGAGAAGUAAUUCUCAUAAACCGAGGGUGGAUUCCUACACAUAUGCGGCCAAAAGAAAGGCGUCAGGCAUCGUUAGUUGAGGGUGAAGUGGAGUUGACAGGAAUAGUCCGUCUUACAGAAAAACGUAAGCCAUUUAUGCCAAAAAAUAAUCCUGAAAAGAACUCUUGGCUAUGCAGAGAUUUAGAACAAAUGAGUGCUUAUUAUGACUGUGCUCCAGUUUGGUUAGAUGCCAAAGGCAUUCCUGAUCCUCCAGAAGGCUGGCCUCUGCCUAACCAAACAAGAAUUACCAUGAGAAAUGAGCAUUUUUCAUAUCUUGUCACCUGGUACAUGUUGUCUGGAUUCACUGCAGUUAUGUGGCAUCGUUACUUUAUAAGAAAGCUGCCUCUUUUG
Molecule: messenger RNA, 885 nt
Organism: Brenthis ino (lesser marbled fritillary)
Lineage: Eukaryota; Metazoa; Arthropoda; Insecta; Lepidoptera; Nymphalidae
Source: the annotation of a GenBank genome assembly